AAGGGUCUGAACGAGUUUCCAAUUAUCCCAGAAAUACAAAUCAUUCUCAUCCAGUCCUACUCACUGCUUCGUCCUCCGAUCUGCCACUCCACCACCGCGAUUUCUGCUUCGCCCUCCAAUCUGCCACUCCACCACCGUGAUUUCUCCUUUCGACUUUUCUCCUCGUCGUAUACUUUCUUGUCAAAAGAGAAAAAGGGCUCUGAACGAAGUUCGAACUCGUUGAUUCACUCUCCGAUCUGCAACUCCACCAUCGUGAUUUCUCCCUUCGAUUUUUGAAGUUCCGAAGCUAAGCCAAAACCGAACCAGACCCGAGCUGGUAGCUGAGACUGUCGUCAUUGUGAAAUGGGUAAUAUUCCUGGAGCUGUGAGGUUGGUAGAUGAAAUGGAGAACAAAGGGUACCGACCUGAUGCAAUUACUUGUGGAACAAUAGUAAAUGGUCUGUGUAAGAUUGGCCAGACUGGUGUGGCUAUUAGGUUGCUCAGGAAGAUUGAAAAAAGGAAUUUUGCACAAACUGUGGAGCUGUAUAGCACGAUCAUUGACAGUUUAUGUAAGGACAAAUUGGUAACUGAGGCUUUGUACCUUUUGUCUGAAAUGAUGAGUAAAGGCAUUCAGCCAGAUGUUGUCACUUACAAUUGCGUAAUUCAAGGGCUAUGCAAUUUUGGCCGGUGGAGGGAGGCUGUGACCUUGUUGAAUGAGAUGGGACAAAGGAAGAUCAUGCAAAAUGUGCGAAGCUUCAACAUACUGGUUGACACGCUAUGCAAGGAAGGGUUGUUGAGUGAGGCAAAAAAAGUUUUUGAAGUGAUGAUUCAAAGAGGCAUUGAUCCUAGCCAAGUCACUUACAGUUCUUUGAUUGAUGGUUAUUGUUUGCAAAACCAAAUGGAUGGGGCAAUUAAGACAUUUAAUAUGAUGGUUGAGAAGGGUUGUUCACCCGACGUGAUUACCUAUAACAUAUUGAUCAAUGGAUAUUGCAAAAGUAAAAAAAUUGAUGAGGCAAUGCGUAUCUUUCAUGAAAUGUCCAACAAGGGAGUGAUUCCUAAUGUUUCGACUUACAACACUCUUAUCAAUGGGUUUUUCAAAGUGGAGAGACCCCAGGCUGCACUGGAGUUAUUCCAUAAGAUGCAAGCUUGUGGCCAACAUCCAGAUCCCCUAACCUAUAACAUCUUGUUAGAUGGAUUUUGUAAGAAUAGAUGAAUUGAUGAGGCAAUGACACUGUUUCAGGAGAUGGAAGAAAAAAAGUCGGAUCACGGUAUUGUGUUUUACAACACCUUGAUUGAUGGGUUCUGCAAUGUUGGGGAACUUACAAUUGCAAGAGAAAUCUUUUGCGGUCUUUUUGCAAAAGGAUUGCAACCUAAUGUUCGGACUUAUACUAUAAUGAUCAAUGGAUUUUGCAAGAAUGAACUAAUUGAUGAAGCGGGUGAGCUGCUUGAGGAAAUGGAUAGCAACGGUUGUUCACCUGACCAUCUCACAUACAACAUAUUAAUCCAGGGGUUAUUGCAACAUGGUGACACAGCAAGGGCAAUGAAAUAUCUCAAAAUGAUGGUUGGCAAGGGAUUUUCAGCAAACGCAACAACUGCUGCCAUGUUUAUUGACUUGCUGUUGUCUAAUCAAGUAGAUGAAAAUAUUCGAGAGUUGCUUCCAAAGUCUGGGUGAAGGUUAUUUAGUUUCUCAAGAUCAAAGACAAAUUUUAUAUUUUAACCUAUCACUAGUCAUUAUAUGAGUGGUAUAUUUGCUUUGAGUAAAAUUCUAUACUUCUUACGAAAUGGUAUUUCUUUUCAUUUAUGUGCCCAAGAUUGUUUAUUCCUUUUACUGUUCGAUCUUUUGUUGCAA
Molecule: messenger RNA, 1827 nt
Organism: Quercus lobata
Lineage: Eukaryota; Viridiplantae; Streptophyta; Magnoliopsida; Fagales; Fagaceae
Product: pentatricopeptide repeat-containing protein At1g63080, mitochondrial-like
Exons: 2
Coding region: 343-1191 (282 amino acids)
Molecular function (GO): protein binding
Source: RefSeq, a predicted model, not a curated record